UCACUGCUCCCGCUUAGGCGUACGCCAUUUUGAAAAUUUUUCCGUCAUAGUGGUUGUAAUCAUUCACCAUCCUAAAUAUUCCUUGGUCAAAAUUUAAAGUGUAUGCUAACGUAGGUGUAGCUGAAUAUCUACGUUAUUUGGCUGCCCGAGUAUUACUAUUCAACAUGUCAGGCAACGUAGGAGAUAUACAGUGGUGUUUCUCACAAGUCAAAGGGACUAUGGACGACGAUAUCACUGAGGCUGACAUAAUAUCUACAGUAGAAUUCAAUCACGAUGGAGAGCUUCUAGCUACAGGGGACAAGGGUGGACGUGUUGUUAUUUUCCAACGAGAACAAGCGAAUAAAAGCAGCCCAUCGUACAGGAGAAGUGAAUACAAUGUCUACAGCACCUUCCAGAGCCACGAACCAGAAUUUGACUACUUAAAAAGCUUAGAAAUUGAUGAGAAAAUCAACAAAAUAAAAUGGUUGAAACGAAAGAACCCUGCUCACUUUCUAUUGUCAACUAAUGAUAAGACAAUAAAGCUAUGGAAGGUGUCCGAACGUGACAAAAUGAUCGAGGGCUAUAACACGAAGGCCGACAACGGGAUCAUGCGACCGCCGGCCAGCGUGACCGCGCUGCGCGUUCCCCUCGUGAAGCCCAUGGAGCUGAUGGUGGAGGCUAGUCCACGGCGCGUGUUCGCGAACGCUCACACAUAUCACAUCAACUCUAUCUCGGUGAACAGCGACCAGGAGACGUACAUGUCGGCCGAUGACCUCAGGAUCAAUCUGUGGAAUCUAGAGAUAACGGACCAGAGUUUUAAUAUUGUCGAUAUAAAGCCACAGAACAUGGAAGAGCUAACAGAAGUGAUAACGGCAGCAGAAUUCCACCCCAUCGACUGUAAUUUAUUUGUAUAUAGCUCUAGCAAAGGAACGAUUAGGUUAUGUGACAUGCGCUCAUCGGCUCUCUGUGAUAAGCACGCCAAAUUGUUUGAGGAACCGGAGGAUCCGACCAAUCGUAGCUUCUUUUCGGAGAUCAUCAGCAGCAUAUCUGACGUGAAGUUUAGCCACAGCGGUCGCUACAUGAUCACGCGAGACUACCUCUCCGUCAAGGUGUGGGAUCUUAACAUGGACACAAAGCCGGUGGAGUCUUAUCAGGUGCAUGAAUACCUUCGAAGUAAAUUGUGUUCGUUAUACGAGAAUGACUGCAUUUUCGAUAAGUUUGAAACCUGCUGGAAUGGGGCAGAUGGCCAAAUAAUGACAGGAUCCUACAACAAUUUCUUCCGUAUCUUUGACCGAAACACGAAACGGGACAUAACGCUAGAAGCUUCUAGAGAAAAUGCCAAGCCGAAGGCUGUGCUUAAGCCAAGAAAGGUGUGCACUGGUGGAAAGCGCAAAAAGGACGAGAUCAGUGUUGACUGCUUAGACUUCAACAAAAAGAUCUUGCACACAGCGUGGCACCCUACGGAGAACAUCAUUGCUGUCGCUGCCACCAAUAACCUAUACCUGUUCCAGGACAAAGUAUAGCACCUCGUGCCACAAGGUAGCGUCACAGGUCGAGUACUCUCGAGCUUUGUCACGUCUACGGAGCGUGCAGGCGUUUGGUGUUAGACCGUGUGGACCCAUCGCGUCACGUUCAGACCGGAGCGCUAUGCCUGAUGUCAACCUACGUGUGGUGACGAUGUCGGAGCAGCUGCAUUGCCGCCCCCAUGAUUGGUGGCUGCGGCAUGUGUUAGGGGUGUCAACCUCCCAGUGGUUGUCAGCGCCCCAUUAAUUCUAACAUCAGAAAACCAUGUGCCGCGUGUUCGGGACCAGGCAUUCUGCAAUGCAUUUACGACAGGAGCGUUGGCGUCCUGUGUGACCCAAGUGCAAUCUCGUGGCGGCAUACUUCAUGCUUUCCGUUUCACGGUCAAGCAAAGCGCUUGCAGUCACCAGGCUGAUAGUGGUGCUUCGUCCGAUGUCACUAAGGCCGCAUUGAGCGCACAGGAACCUACUCCCCCCCGUUGAGAUUUGCGCCUUGUGAUUUCGUCGACUGUUCAACGCAGGCUGCAAGGCGCCGGAUAUGACGUCUUUCGAUAUUGCCUAAGAGAGAGAGAACAAGGAAGCGAGUCGGGCGUUAUAUGUCCGCGGUUGUUUCUUGUAGGUUAUACUCUUCCUGCACGAGACAGGAACAGAUUGAUAUGCUUCAGGACACAUGUUGCACAUCCCCAGCUUCCAUGCAGUAGUUGGACGAUUUAGCACUUACAAUGCGGAGUAGCUGGUACAGGUUUCCCUCAUGAGAAACACCUGAAAUUGUUUGCUGCAGAUCUGCCACAGUGAGUGCUUUGUUGUUAGCCUUCUGGGCAGCUUCCAAAUGAAAUCCAUAUGCAGAUUUAUUAUUUGUACUGCAGUGAUACAGUCAUUGUUACUUUGAAUGUAAGAUUGAGUAAAAAAAAAAGCUACACCGAAAGAUGUAUACAUGUGCUGCUAUAUGCCAACUAGCACCGUACAUGUUAUCUGGCUACCAGCAGCGAGCUGUUGGCAUUUCGUACACAUUCCAUCGUAAUGUCUACCUGCGCACAUACGGAUGCGGUACCGGUGCGGUCACCCCCUAGCUUCACCGAUCGGUUGCCCCGUAGGUAGUUCUGAGUAGUUUGCGACGGUUUGUCGCGGAAGCGUGAUCACGGGUCGAAGUUAAAUGUGCGUGUCGUCGUCGUCGGCGUCGGCAGCAGCAGUCUACUCCGUGUGCUGGCAGUUUACACACGGGGCGUGGUGCGAGCUCGCAUGUCUCUGCUGCUAUUCACUCGUGUUUCAUUUGUGCAGUCGUGAAUUGUGCAGUCAUGGUAAAAUUAUGAAGUACUUGGCAUCGGUGGUGUGUAAUAUGAUGGUGAUUGUGUGUUUGUGGCUUACUGCGAUAAUACAUGUACUUGUGCGUUGUAUGUGCCAAAUGUUUAACCCGUAGGUGUCGUCUUCUAAUUUUGUGUUUACGAAAGCAAAUAUCUCAAAAUCUGAACAGUGUAUAUGUAACGAGAGUACACAAUAGAGGUUUCCCCUUAUUUUCACGUAAGUCUUUAUUGUGUACUCUUGUUAUGUAUCGUCAACACCUGACCAGCUGCCGUGUGUGUAUAUGAUCUAAUACUUAAGCUGAAUGUUGUAUCCCACCUACCUGAUAAACGUCAUAAGUUGUAGCUGUUGCAUGAUGUCCAUUGACAUACUUUGCUUGCAUCCCCAUACUUUGCUAUCAUCUCAAGGUAUGACCUACGCACGUGUGCUAUUACAUCGUAUACCAGCAGCUGUUUGUGUAAGUGCGAAGAUUCGUUUUCGAUGUCUAGUGUGCCUUUUCCUGUUGUCUGUAGACUGAUAUGCUACCUUCGUUGUUACAUAUACCCAGUAUGUCCAGGUAUACUCGGAGUAGCGGCAUGGUUCCACGUGGUGGCAUAUGGAUGCAAAGUGCCACAUCAAGUGUAUAGGGUGAUGACAACCUAUAGCUGUUGGCUGCAGUGGAUGUAAGACAGCAUGCUCAUUUGUACUUAUCACUUCAAAUUCUUAUUGAAGCGAUGCUAACUUCGUUUCAUCGUUGGGCAACCUACCACUUGUGACACAGAGCUGUAAUUGAAUUUUGCUGCUCAGUGGCCAUAAGGCUAUAUCUUCAUCUUUCAAAUGCUUCAUGGCCCGUUGGAUUUAUUUAAGUUUUCGGCGAAUUAUGUUGCAGUUUCUAGUUCUAAUUUACAUGCAACUGUGUAACAUCAACACAAAUAGCACAGCUGGUAGCGUCAGAUGGCUUAAGUAUUAGCAUGCCAAAAGCUGCACAGCCCUGGCUGAGCUAAGAGUAACAUCUGUAUGUCGGUCUUGAAUAGGUGGUGGACGCCCACGGGAUUUCGUCUGGGUCAGGUGCGGGUAUAGGUGGAUGGAACCAAGCUGGAAGCUACUCGUUGAAACUGAGGUGGGAAAAGAUGUACUACAGCUGGAGCCGGUUGCAAUCGAUCGUCUGUGAAUGUGUUGGUUCCGAGGCAAUGCUUGUAAGGGCUGAUUAAGUGAAUGUCUACGGGUGUCACUGUGCGGGUUCGUGUGGAAUGAAUUCCAAAAUAAGCCGAUGUGUGUUGCGUGUGCGGUCAAAUGAGAUUGCCUACGAAUGUAUGGGGUUGAAAGAAGCGGCGGUACGCCUGUAGGUGGCGUGCGCAUAGUAUUUCCUAAGCUGCAUGACGGAGUGUUGGGGAAGAGCAGUGCGUUUUCUUCCAGCGUGUUGCAGCAUAUGCAUUCCUUACGGUGCGUUGCGCUGUUGACAUUUUUGAGUUGUCGUAUCGUAUGUUGGUGGUAAUCGUGUGUGCGUGCGUGCGUUCGUGCGCGUGAAUGUGUUCGUACGUGCGUGGCUGUCUGGCUGCCUGCGUGUAUACAAAGUAAAAUGGACGAGAGCGUUAUUUUUCCCAGUGAUUUAUCUACCCAAAGAGAAUAGAAAAAAAAUCUAGCAGUCGCUUGAUUUCUGCCGAAUGUAAUUACUGCGUGGACAAUUCAUGAACAGAUCGCUGGUCGCAUUGAAGGUAAAUCUGUGACACGGCCGUUCUCCUACUCAAACGUGGUGGACGGUCUAAAUAAUUAUGUCUCAUUGCUAAACAGAUUUUUAAUUUGUUCUAAUGGGGGAGGUAUUAUUUGUCAUUUGUGAGCCUUGUUCAUGACGGCUUGCCAUAUGCUUCGUGCGCGUUUGUACAGUUAUAACGUCUGGGAGUAGCAGUGCUGCCACCAUGUGGUUGUUGGUUAUAAAAUUUGAAGAUUAUGAAAAUGUGACCGAUAUACAAGCUGUUUAUAUUGAACCCUACCAAAAUAAGGACGGGUUUGAUGCAUAAAAUUAUUGAAAGUAAAAUUAAUGUGUAAAAGUGA
Priapulus caudatus is the source of this 4829-nucleotide messenger RNA. RefSeq names its product serine/threonine-protein phosphatase 2A 55 kDa regulatory subunit B delta isoform-like. The record is from RefSeq and is a predicted model, not a curated record. The transcript is spliced from 10 exons. NCBI's taxonomy places the organism in Eukaryota, Metazoa, Priapulida, Priapulimorpha, Priapulimorphida, Priapulidae. Gene Ontology annotation, cellular component: protein phosphatase type 2A complex; cytosol. Gene Ontology annotation, molecular function: protein phosphatase regulator activity; protein binding. Gene Ontology annotation, biological process: peptidyl-serine dephosphorylation. Bases 165 to 1502 code for a protein of 445 amino acids.